Messenger RNA from Drosophila nasuta, 555 nucleotides. RefSeq names its product putative cytochrome P450 313a4. Bases 10 to 555 code for a protein of 181 amino acids. The transcript has 3 exons. Gene Ontology annotation, molecular function: heme binding; iron ion binding; oxidoreductase activity, acting on paired donors, with incorporation or reduction of molecular oxygen. The record is from RefSeq and is a predicted model, not a curated record. NCBI's taxonomy places the organism in Eukaryota, Metazoa, Arthropoda, Insecta, Diptera, Drosophilidae.
GUCCAUAACAUGUUGUUCAUCCAACUGUUGUUCGUCUAUCUAGUGAUUCUCUGGAUAUAUUUGUUAUGGCGACGUCGAGGUUUUUACCGAGUGAUGUUUCAGUUACCUGGUCCAAUUGGAUAUCCCAUUCUAGGCAGCUUACACAAGUUAUGGAAUAACGAAGGCGUAAACACUUUGGGAAAUUUAAUGAGCACGUAUGGACCAUCAUAUUUGUUUUGGAUGGGUCCGACACCUAUGUAUGUAGUCAGUGAUCCAAGAUUGAUUCAGGAACUAUUAACCGUACCCAAUGCCAUUAACAAAAGUCGUUUAGUUUUCGGCGUUAUUCAACAGCUUCUUGGCUCUGCCAUUUUAACUCUUGAUAAUCCCGUUUGGAGCAAGCAUCGCAGGGUUUUGAAUGCUGCUUUUGGACAUAAUAUCCUGCUCAGCUUUAUGACUAUCUUCAAUGAUGAGUCGAGUUCAUUAGUUCAAGAGUUGGACGCAUUUGUUGGCAAGGGAGAGAAAGAGUUACUUUCUCGAUUUCAAAAUUUUUCUUUUAGAACCGCGAUUCGUAAGUGA